AUGAGGCGAAGAUUUUGGGUGCUGCUACACUCGCUGCAAUGGGCCGGGCGGUGUAGCAGUUGCAAGGGCAAAUCCAGUGCCGACAAUUCCGACGGUGCAGGCGAAGAGGAGGCGGGGGCGAAGGAUGAGGCGUUGCAACGACUUGUGCACUCACUCGGAUUUGAGAUGCAGGAAAUGGAACGACUUGUGCGCGGCUUUGCCACGGGUGAAAAGAAAUCUACAGUUGCCGCACACAAAAAGGAUUCUGCGUCUUGCAACAGUCUUGCAGAUGUGUGUACGAAACACUCAGUGUUUUUGCUGCCGUUUUGUAAAGUGGCAAUGGCGUACAAGGGUUUGAGGGCCACGUCCGCAAAAUACAGAGGCACGGCGGGAACCGUGACGACCAGUGAGUACGGGGAGACGGAGGCGACAGCUCUGCUUCACCGCUGUGCCCGCCGCAUUGGAGCGAAGGUAAACAUUCGGGAGGUGAAGGAUCUUUCCGAAAUUCAGUUGCUUGGAGGUGCACUUGCCACACUGUUUGCGGCGCUUUGGGACUCUAUGCGGGGGUUUCGGCGCGAGGGUAAAUACCGCUGGCAGGAGCUUUUGAACGGUGAUGCAGAGAAGGUAAAACAACUACACACAUGGCGUUACGAGGUAAUUAAGAUGCAUGUGGAGGCUUUUGUAUCUCUUCAGGAUGCGUGUCGUUCAGUGUUUGGCAUGGCCUUAAAGGAUGUCCCCAGCAGACAAGGUGAUGCAGCAUUUAGACAGACGUUGUGCCUGUGCAUUAGCACGAUCAAUUCCAUGACGCUUGCUAUUUCAGAUGAACUUCAUUGGCAUCUUUCGCGGCCUUCUGUGAAGAAAAAUGACGAAGAAGAACGGCGGCUGCUUGAACGCCGCAUAACCGACUGCGUUUCAUCCAUGCGGAAUUUAACCAACACGUUUUUGGCAGGGAUGGUUGAGGAAAACGUCACCGUUAUCGAGGACGCGGAAGGUGGCGUUCAGAUUUUAUCCGUUAUUUGCGCGAUUGAAGAUAUUCUUGCAGUCAUGGAGAACAGCGUAAAUCUUCCCGUUGGCGUGGAUGGAUUUGAUGACAGCCGCUUUUUCACGUUGUUGAUCAUGUGGCUUUUACAGACCGCGUCGUCACUUUUUCACGCUCCUUCCUUGAACGAGGAGCGGCGGUUUGUUUCGUGUUUACAAAAACUGUGGCAGAAGUUGGCACCCCCACUUGAGCAGCGCUCCAGUGACAAGGUGAUGACGCACCGCACGAUACAUGCUUCUCUUAACCUUCGCUAUGCCCGCCUGAGGUCUGAGCCCCAAGGAGGUGAAGGCGACAAGUCGUUUGUGUCAAAUCCGGCAACGUCAGCGCUUCUCCUUCGGAUGCUGGAACGCACUGUGAGCACAUUUCUCUCAUGGCAACUAAAGCGGGAUGCAGUAAAGCCCUCUAUGGUGCUUCCCUAUGCUGUCCUUUGCCGCACAGUGUUGGAGGUGGAGGUGGAAAUAUACUUUUUGGCGUGUAAAAAGACGGGCCGCGAGUUAACAACUCCGACGGAUCUUUUCCACACGGGGGUGGAUAACAGAAAAGAGGGCACACCUACGGAUUUGGAAUGGGAAGAGAUUUUGAAAGCGACGUCUUCUUUGCGUGUUGCCGUCAGUUCUCUUGUGCAUGCGUACAUGCGGGCUUUUGUGUCGCAAGAUUUGUCUGCGUUUGCGUUAAUGGAGGGAAAAAAAGGUGAUUUUUCAUUUGUUAAGCGCUCCGUGUAUCGAUUUAUGAGCGGCAUUUCAACCUCCUUCUUUCCACUGCUUCGCCGGCACUACAUUGACAGUGCCGGAAAGGAGGUGCUGACGAGCUCUCUGCGUUCUUUUUUGGCUUUGAAGCAGGUGAGUGACAUCAUGGAUGGUGACGGAGAGGAGCGACGCCAUGGAGUAAACUCAACGUUUCGAGUGUGUGGAGUGAGUCUUUCACAGGCGACGGAGGUGGCUUUUUUUCUCUCUUUAUAUCGUCGCGACCAUUUAUCACUAAUAACUGGGUCAAGUGAUCCUGCCGAUGCGAUUGAUGGCCAUGCGAUUUCUUCAUACGUCAAGGAGGUUCUGUUUGCUCUUGAUCACAGCACAGCGAAGCAGCUGUGGCAUUUGCGCAGCACAAAAGUUUUGCGGUGCUUUACGGGUGUCUCGUACGAGGGUGAAGUCACCGACGAACGGCAGCAGCGAAGGCAGGCACAAUCAAUUCUAAGUGUUGUACAUGCGCAUGUCGUUCAUCCCUCAUUUCUAUGGAUGCCUCUUUUUCAGCUGCAGGAGGUGUUGUUCGUUUUGGCACAAAACCGAGAAUUAAUUGAGGGACUCCAGCCGUAUUUAAAAUCCCCGAAGGCAGAUGAUUCAGCGACACUUGCUGUUUUUCACGUAGGAUCUGCGGGUGGGACGCUCCGGCACUUUGCGAAGGUACUCGGAUAUGUCGCGUUGCGUCUUUAUGUGGUGAGCAACGUCCUCCGCUGCUAUCGCGAGCUUCUUCCGACGGAGGAAUGUCCCUCGCGCCUAGCACUGAGGGAUUCUACGUCUGGGGCGAAGAAACGGCGGGAGUGGGCGAAGAACAUGGCUCUCACGCUGCAAAAGAGCUUCCCGGGGUUGGCGGCAGAAGUGGAAGGACUUGACCCCAAACGUCGCACCCACCGCAAGCGGGCAAAUCGACGCGUCCUGGCGCGACUGGAGACAGCUUGUAUUUUUGCGGUGGACCAAAAAUUGCUGUUUCAUGUCAAGAAGCAACGGAGGAAGUGGCGAGCAAAAAGGGCGAUGCAGCGUUUAUUGGACGGUAGCGAUGGAGAUGGCGGAGGAAAUAACACCGUUUCGGCAAUCGCUUUAUCCGAGACGGUGGCCCAAGAUGAGAUCCUUACAAUUUUUCUCAAGAGAACUGACGCAAGAGCACCGUUGGGGUUUUCCCUCUAUGGGGAGCGUCCGCGUAUACGCCGAAUAGCGGGCUCAGAACACAAGGACGAUAAUGAGGGGAGGUCCGUUGAUGAAAAUAUGAAAGACACUCCGUUUUCAGCUGCACUCCGGGCCGCCGGGGUUGUGGAGCCCCGCAGUGUUGUUGGUUGGUGUGUUGUGCAGAUUGACGGCGCCGACGUGGAGAGUAGCAAAGCCGUCAUCACACUCGUGCGGGGGAAGCAUGAAUUUUCCAUGUCGCUCUCGCCUCCUGCGUAA
Molecule: messenger RNA, 3171 nt
Organism: Trypanosoma cruzi
Lineage: Eukaryota; Euglenozoa; Kinetoplastea; Trypanosomatida; Trypanosomatidae
Exons: 1
Coding region: 1-3171 (1056 amino acids)
Source: RefSeq, a predicted model, not a curated record